This is a messenger RNA of Strigops habroptila (Kakapo), 9092 nucleotides long. RefSeq lists its product as uncharacterized. Gene Ontology annotation, molecular function: protein binding. Bases 180 to 9092 code for a protein of 2970 amino acids. The transcript has 22 exons. Lineage: Eukaryota; Metazoa; Chordata; Aves; Psittaciformes; Psittacidae. The record is from RefSeq and is a predicted model, not a curated record.
ACCGCGGGCGAGGCGGGGCCCCGCGACGGCGGCGGCGGCGGCGGCGGCGGAGCAGGUAGGAGCGGUGGGAGAAGUGGCCCCCGCCCCGAGGCGACGGUGAGGGGCGCGGCGUUGGGAGAGCGGGCACCGGGAUCGGGGUCGGGACUGGGAUCGUGACUGGCACCGGCACCGGGUCCCCCAUGGCCAAGCCAGAGCCGGAGCCGCUGCUGGAGCAGGCGGAGGAGAUGGAGAUGCCAGGUUGUGCUGGCUCAGAGCAGCUGGUGGUCCCCAAGGCCGAGGUGAUGACCGAGGGUGACAGUGCAGAGCUGGGCACUGCCGGGGAGCUGGGGGGCCUGGAGCUCGGCUGCUCAGAGGACUGGCUGGUGAGGAAGGUGAAGGUGGAGGAGGAGGAUGAAGAGUGGCCGGCUGGCCCCGGCACCGAGGCCCUGCUGGCGGGGCAGCCCCCAGACAGCGCCUUCACCCACACCACCGGCACACCGGACUGUGCCGGCAACUGCUCCUGCAAACAAGAGCCGCUGCUCCCGGAGGAGCUGGGCUACGGCACACUGCCCGCCUUCACCCUGCCGCCAUGGCCACUGCUGGGCCAGAGCCCGGCCGGCACCGGUGGCUGCGAGCGCUGCUGCCAGGCACGGCUCAGCCCAGGGCUGCACGCGGGCGAUGGCGAUGGCAAGGAUGGCGAGCCCCAGCCCUGCGGGUGCUGCAGGACACCGGCCCCGGCACGGCCCUUUGCGUGCGCACAGUGCGGGAAGGGCUUCGGGAAGAAGGCUCACCUGACGCGGCACCUGCGGGUGCACACGGGCGAGCGGCCCUACCCCUGUGGGCAGUGUGGCCGCCGCUUCCGGCAGAAGAUCCACCUGCGCUCGCACCAGAAGACGCACACGGGCGAGCGGCCCUUCCCCUGCCCCGAGUGCGGCCGCCGCUUCCGCAAGAAGACCCACCUGGUGCGGCACCACCGCACGCACACGGGCGAGCGGCCCUUCCCCUGCGCCCGCUGCGGCCGCCGCUUCGCCCACAAGCAGCACCUCCUGCGGCACCAGCGGCUGCACGAUGAGCCGGCGGAGGCGGCGGACGGCGAGGGUGUCCCGGCCGAGCAGAAGCCCUUCCCCUGCCCCGAGUGCGGGAAGAGCUUCAGCUGGAAGAAGAACCUGGCGUCGCACCGCCGGCUGCACCGCGAGGGCCGGCCCUUCGCCUGCGCCGAGUGCGGCCGCGGCUUCGGCGACAAGCGGCACCUGACGGCGCACCUGCGGGGGCACAUGGGGCUGAAGCCCUUUGCCUGCCCGCACUGCGAGAAGACCUUCAGCCACAAGCCCAACCUGGCCACGCACCAGCUGGCCCAUGCCGGCGAGCGGCCCUUCUCCUGCCCGCAGUGCGCCCGCGCCUUUGCCCUGCGCCAGCACCUCCUGCGGCACUUGCGGGUGCACACGGGCGAGCGGCCCUUCGCCUGCCCGCAGUGUGGCCGCCGCUUCGGCUCCCGGACCAACCUCGUGGCACACGCCAAGGCGCACGCCGGUGCCCGGCCCUUCGCCUGCGAGCUGUGCGGCCGCAGCUUCGGGCGCAAGUCGCACUUGGCGCGGCACCAGGCGGUGCACACCGGCACCCGGCCCCACGCCUGCGCGCAGUGCGGCAAGCGCUUCAGCUCCAAGACCAACCUGGUGCGGCACCAGGCGGUGCACACCGGGCACCGGCCCUACAUCUGCACCCACUGCGGCAAGAGCUUCAGCCGCAAAACGCACCUCCUGCGCCACGAGCGCACGCACGCUGCUGCCGCCACCGCCACCGACAAUGUGCCACAGCAGAGCUGGACGGCACCCGCCACACCGGCACCCGCCACACUUUGUGCCCCGCACAUGUCCAUGCGCCCCAGAGCAACCCAAUGGCUGUCAGAGCCGGGGUCCCUGGCUGCAAUGGAGGGUCAUAGCGAGGCUACAGCCAAGGAGGAGGAAGAGGAGGAGGAGGAAGGGGUGCGGAUCACCCCGCAGCUGCUGAAGGCCGCCACCGGUGAGUUUGCCCUGGAGUCCAUCCUCCUACUGCGGCUGCGGGGCCGCGGCAUUGCGCACUUGGGCUGCCUGGGCGACUGCACCAACCUGGAGUGGCUGGACCUCUCCGGCAACGCCAUCGCCCAGCUGGGGCCGCUGGCCGCCCUCCGCUCCCUCGCCGUCCUCAACCUGUCCCGCAACCGCGUGGCCAACCUGGAGCCGCUCGCCUCCUGCCGCAGCCUGCAGAGCCUCAACCUGGCCGGCAACAUGGUGAGCAGCCUGCGGGCGCUGCGGUGCCUGGCGGGGCUGCGGCGCCUCGAGAGCCUGCGCCUGCGCGACCCCCUCGCCCGCCUUGACAACCCGCUCUGCACCGUGACCGCCUAUCGCGACGCACUGGCCGACAUGCUGCCCGGCCUCAAGGCCAUCGACGGCGAGCGAGUGGCCGGCCGUGGCAGCGAGCUCUACCAGCUCUGCCGGGAUCUCGACAGCUCGCUGGGACACGGUGCCGGUGGUGCUGGUGAUGCCGGUGGUGCCGGCGCUGACCCGCCCCGCGCAGCUCAGCCCUGGGUAGAGGCUGGUUUCUGGGAGCCGCGGCCACCGCGGCGCAGCUCCAUCAUAGAGGAGGCGUACAGGCAGUUCGGGGAGGUGCUGCAGGAGUGCCGGGAGCUGGGCCGCCGCGCCGAUGACACCAUCGCCCAGGCGGAGCGGGCGCUCAGCACCCGCCAUGACCCCAACUCCUUUAGGAGCCCCCCCCACACCACCGGGGUGCUGCCGGUGGCACCUACCGUGAGGGGCCGGGGCCUAGGCUGGCAGCCCCUUGGAGAAGGCGUACAUCCCGGGCAGGUAGAGUGCGUCCCCGGCCCGGCCAGCCUCCUCCACCGCCUGGCACUCGGCCUCGUCCCGGUGCUUGAUCUCCUGCAGGGCAGAGCACGGUGCUGGCACCCACCACGGCACUGCGCGGUGCUGGUGCCGGUGCCGGGGGUCAGCUCACCUUCACCGCCAGAUGGGCGCUUCAAAUCUUUCACCUUUUCUACCUUACGAGUAUUUGGUGGAGUCCCUGCUUCUGCUGCUGGAGGAACGAUCUCCACACGUGAGUACCUGACAGGCGUCAAAUUGGAUAGUUUGCGGAUUGUGUGCCUUAGAGGUUCUCAGUUGGUUGUCACGCCACUGCCCGUCUUCAGCUGGGAGUUCCACCGGUCCUUUGAUCCUCACAGAGUGUGUCCAACCUCUUUUGGCAGUCCUCACAGCAGUGUCAGUGGUCAACAAGACCGGUCAGCAGCUGCAGAAGCUGCGUUGGAACCAAUGGGACGCGUCCCACCGUCCUUCGGCGGCGGAGGUCCCCUCGAUGACAACUUCACCCCCAACGAGCUGUCAGAACUCAAACACUCUUGCAAACACUCAGGUCAGACACAGCAGCGAAGCAGCGAUUUAUUAAAUGCAUUUGCAAAAACGGGUGUCCUGGCUCGAGCCUAUCCGGGGCGCCCGCACACCCCCCGUGGAGUCCCGCCCCUGUCCGCAGCUCCCUCCGCUCCCACUCGAGAGCUCGCUCCGCUGCGUGCCCAGCCCGAGUUUCCCGCCUUGACCGCCAUCUUGUUAUCUCGUUCGGACAGUCGCGGUCGGUUAAUGGCGGACUGCAAAAACAGUAUCUUAACACGUUAUGCAGGAGCAGGGCCGGGCGCUGGCGGGGGCCGGGACCCCGCACCGAGCCGGGCCGCCCCGCGCAGGCUCCCCCCGAGCCCCGGAGGUGCAGCCGGUGCCGGUACCGGGGGAGGAGCGUUUUCUGCUGGCGCCGGCAGGGGGCGCUGCCGGCAGCGCUACGGCUGCGGCCCCAGAGGUCGGAGCCCCCUUCCCUCCUCUUCUUCCUCCUCUUUUUCCUCCCCCUCCCCCGCCGCCGACGAGCGUGGUGACGUCACCGCCGCGGUGACGUCAUCGUGUCGCGGGACAUCGCCCGCCCGUGAGUUCCCCUGGGGAGGCGGCUCCGGGACCUGGCGGGGGGGGGGGGCUCGCCAUGGCAACGCGCGGCCUGGCGCCGGCGCCGAGAGGGCCGGGGGGGGGGGCACCGGAGGGCGCCGGGGCCGGGGGCCUGCUCCCGGGGAGCGGGGCGCGCCCGGGCCGCUCGAUCCCAGUGAACCGGGCGGUGCUGUGCCGGCCCGGGAAGCACCGGCACCCCCCCGCCAUUGCCCUGAGGAGGAGGAGGAGAAGGAGGAGGAGGAGGGAUACAGACACAGCGGGGCCUCUCCCUGUGCGGCCGAGCUUCCCCUCUCGGCGCUUCCCCGCUCACCGGCUUCUCUCUCUCGCUCUGCCAGGGCCCCGGAGCAGCCAUUUGGAGGAAGUCGGGGACGAGCGGAGCCCGCGACCGUGGCGGAAGGCGGAGGGGAAGCACGGCCGCCGGCCCGCGCCCUCCCCGGCGCUCAUGUCCUCUCCCCUCGCCGGGCGGCCCCGAGGGGAGCCAUGUCUGCAGGGGGAGCGCCCCAGCCUCCCCACGCCCUGAACCUGCUGCCAUACCCCCGGCUGAGCGAGGUGCCAAGAGCCGGACACGAGCUGGAUGCUGUCAGCACUGAGAUCCCGUCUGACCCCUGCACAGGCUACAGGUUCUUCAAGCCCGGCGGCUUGUUCGGCAUCAAGCAGUCGGAGGAGCCGUACGCCGAGGGGCAGCAGAUGCAGGAGGACAGCAAGAUCCUCGUGAGCCCCUGCGCGGUUGAGCCCGGCCGAGUGAAUAAAGUCGAGCAGCCCGAGGAGAAGCCCGGGGUAGCUGCCGGCUCCCUGGAGCUGUACCCGGCCACCACCAGCAGCAACAGUCGCUGGUUCCAUGCCGGGCAGCGCGCGCCGGAGCGCGCCGGCACGGAGCGGGACGGCGCCGCCAGCCUCAGCCCGCUCUCCAGCCGGGUGGCCUGCUGGGUGCCACAGCUCGGCGCCGGCCCUUUCCGCUGCGCCCAGUGCGGGAAGGGGUUCCGCCAGAAGCAAAGCCUCAUCACGCACGAGAGGAUCCACACCGGGGAGAAGCCUUACCGCUGCGGGGACUGCGGGAAGAGCUUCAGCCAGCGGCCCAACCUCCUGACCCACCGGCGCGUGCACACCGGGGAGCGCCCCUUCCCCUGCGCGCAGUGCGGCAAGAGCUUCAGCCAGAAGGCCAACCUGCUGGCGCACCAGCGCAUCCAUGCCGCCGGGGACAAGGCGCUGGCGGGGGGCGAGCAGGAGGACGGCGGUUCCGGCAAGCCGAAGCUGCGGUCCCAAGGGAGGAGUUACCAGGAGGACACCCCCUUCGUCUGCCCCGAGUGCGGGAAGAGCUUCCGGCAGAAGCCCAACCUCAUCACCCACCGGCGCAUCCACACGGGCGAGCGGCCCUUCACCUGCUUCCUCUGCGGCAGGAGCUUCAACCAGAAGACCAACCUGGUGACCCACUACCGCGUCCACACUGGGGAGCGCCCCUUCGCCUGCACCCAGUGCGGCAAGCGCUUCACCCAGAAAACCAACCUGGUGACGCACCAGAGCACGCACACGGACCUCCGCCCCUUCCCCUGCGGGCAGUGCCAGAAGUGCUUCAAGGACAAGGUCUCCCUCAAAGCCCACCAGAAGACGCAUGCCCCGCGCCAGCGGCGCUGCCCAGGCCGCAGCCCUGCCGCUGGGCUGCCCUAUGGGGCUGCACCCACCCUGCUGCAGCCCGGGGGGCCCGAGCAAGAGCCCCCCUUCAGCCCUGUGCCGCCGCUGCCCGUUCAGAAGAUCCCCGAGGGCCAGGAGCUGUACUCCUGCACGGAGAAGAGCUUCCCCCCGAAGGAGCCGCUCCUGCCACCCCAGCACGCUGCCCUGGGUGAGCAAACCUUCCCCUGUGUCCAGUGCGGGGAGGGCUUCUGCCAGAAGGUGACUCUCCUCAGGCCGCAGCACGGUCCCACCACCGAGGCUCCCGGUGCCGGCGCGGCAGCCUUCCCCCAUGGCCCACACCUCCUGGGGCCGCUGGGAGUGCAGCCGGUCCUCGGCGAGGCGACCGCCACAGCCCCCCCGGCCCCUGGGGUGGAGAAGCCCUUCAUCUGUAACCAGUGCGGCAACAGCUUCGGCCUCUGGCUGUCCCUCAUGGCCCACCAGAAGAGCCACACUGGGCAGAAGUGCUACCCGUGCCCCGAGCACGAGAAGAGCUCCGGCGACGAGCUCUCCCCCAAAGCUCUGCAGGACAAGCAGGCGGAGGGGAGGGCCUGGCUGUGCCCCGAGUGCGGCAGAAGCUUCCCCCAGUACGAGCGGUUGGUGAAGCACCGGCAGAACCACCGCGGCAGAGGGCCCUACCGCUGCGAUGUCUGCGGCAAGCGGUUCAGCCUCAAGACCAACCUGGUGACCCACCAGCGCAUCCACACGGGUGAGCGGCCCUUCACCUGCGGCGUCUGCGGCCGCCGCUUCAACCAGAAAGGCAACCUGGUGACCCACUACCGCACCCACACCGGGGAGCGCCCCUUCGCCUGCACCCAAUGUGGCAAGCGCUUCGCCCAGAAGCCCAACCUCAUCGCCCACCAGAAGACCCACACGGGCCGGCAGCCCUUCACCUGCCUCGAGUGUCCCAAGCGCUUCAAGAGCAAGCUCUCCCUGCGGGUGCACCAGCGGGUGCACGUGGCCGAGCGGCCCCAGGGCGAGCCGGGCCAGCCCCCCGCGCCGCAGAGCCACGCCGGCAGCCCCUACCCCUGCUCGCUGUGCGGGGAGAGCUUCGAGGAGCACGGGGAGCUGCAGCUGCACCGGCAGGGCCACGCCGGGGAGCGGCCCCACGCCUGCGCCGAGUGCGGGAAGCGCUUCCGCCAGAAGGUGAACUUGGCCGUUCACCAGAGGACCCACACCGGGGAGCGACCGUUCCGCUGCGCCGAGUGUGGCAAGGGCUUCAGCCAGAAGGCUCACCUGCUUCGGCACCGCAGGACACAUGCCGGUGCCAUCCCACCUUCCUGCUGCGAGGGGACCUGCUCGGCACACCAGGACGAGCCGGACGGCAGCGGCGCUCCCCUGGGAAAGGGCUCAGAGCCCCCCAGCUUGCUGCUGCCCCCCUGCUCCCGCGGAGCCGCUCAUGGAUCGCUGCCUCGGGAUGAGCUGCGGCCGGGAGCGCAGCCCCCCAACAGACCCGACAGCCCCUCGGGCGCAGCCGACAUCCUCCUGCAGCUGAUGCAGGAAGAGCAGCAGCACCUCGUGCCCGGCUCCCACCCCCCGCAGGAGGGACCCCCGGGGCCCUGUAAGUGCACCGAGAGCGGGGAGGGCUUGAGCCCGAAGCCGCCGAGCCUGCUGCCGCAGUGCUGCUGUGCCGACUGCCUCAGCCAGCGGCAGCUGCUCCUCAAGCCGCAGCCCGAGUGCCGAGCGGAGCUCUGGUGCAAGUACAGCGGCUGCGCCAGGAGCUUUGAGGAGAAACGAGUCCUGAGAGUGCCUGAGAGAGCGCACGGCGAAGAGAAGCCCUCGCCGUGCCCCAGCUGCUUGACCGUUGUGAACGGGAAGAGCUCAGGAUCUCGGAUCUGUCGGCUUAAAAACCGCCUCUGCCAGGCAGUGGCACGUCUGCCUGCUCCUGCCUCCGGCUCAGCUGGAGUGGAUGUCACUCCGCAAGGACGCAUUCGGGAUGGAGAGCUGCGACCUGCUGGCCUGGCCAGAGCGGGACUGGGACUCAGCCAGGACUUCCCGCUCAUGGGCAGCACAAUCCGGCCUGGGGCUACCCCAGGGGUGGCACGAGGAGCCAGGAAAAUGGGAAACAGCUGGGAAAAUGGCCUGGAAGCAUCUCGGCUCACCUCUGCUUCCAAAAGGGACCUGGAGAAGCUUCUCCUCCGAGCAGUUCAGUUUAUGGCUGCUGGCCGAGCUGCUUGCCAAAGCACUCUGGACUUCAGCAUCCCAAAACUGGAUCCUAACAGCGAAAAGGGCCGGGGUCGUGCCGGUCCCCCCACCGGAGGGGUGCGAUGCUGCCGGUCCUGGCUCCGCCGCCCCCCGCCCCCCCGGGCGGAGCCGCCGCAAGGCCGGGGUGACGGGCGCGGGCGGGGGCCGGUGCGUCAGCCGGGCGGGAGGGGCCGGGCGGGGCCGGCGGGACGCGGCGCGGCGGCGGCUCGGGCAGGUCAGCGCCGGGGGGGCCGCGCUGCGGGCGGGGGGCACCGGGGAGCCCAGGAGAGGGGAGGGGGGAGCGGGGCCGGGGACACCCUCUGCGCCCCGGACGGGCCCGGCUCCGCGACAGCCCCGGCCCGGCCCCCCCGGCGCAGGAACCGCCGCGGACACACGCGGGACCCGCCAGGUCAGGAUGCGCCGGGGGAGACCGAGACCGCGGCCGGGGCUGAGACCGGGACCGACCGCCGGGGCGGGCCCACCGCAGGGCGGCGGGAGCCCAUGACGGACCUGGCAUCGCCGGCGGGCGAGAAGCCCUUCGCCUUCCCGGGGGGCGAGGAGGGCCUGGGCGACGAGCAGGUGCUGGUGAUCCACAGCCAGGCGGAGGAGGAGGUGGAGAAGGAGUUCAAGUGCAUCCUCUGCGGGGAAUGCUUCGGCCAGCAGCCCAGCCUCGCCCGGCACCAGAAGCACCACGCCGGGGAGCGCGCCUUCAUCUGCGCCGAGUGCGGCAAAGCCUUCAGCCUCAAGCACAACCUCAUCAUCCACCAGCGCAUCCACACCGGGGAGCGUCCCUACCAGUGCGGCGUGUGCCAGAAGAGCUUUAGCCUCAAGCAGAACCUGCUCACCCACCAGCGCAUCCACAGCGGCGAGAAGCCCUUCUCCUGCCAGCGCUGCGGGAAGCGCUUCCGCGAGCAGCGCUUCCUCCUCAACCACCAGCGCACCCACGCCAAGGACCGGCCCGGCACCACCACCGCCGAGGUCCAGCCCGGCGGCAGCCGCUCACCACAGCUGCAUGAGGCAGCCGCCGGCGGCCCCUUCGCCUGCGCCCGCUGCGGGAAGGGCUUCAGCUGCAGGAGCAGCCUGGCCACGCACCAGCGCAGCCACGGCGGGGAGCGGCCCUUCGCCUGUCCCGACUGCGGCAAAGCCUUCAGCCAAAAGGGCUCCCUGAGGAUCCACCGGCGCACCCACGCCGCCGGGACACCCUUCACCUGCGCCCAGUGCGGCCAGAGCUUCGCCCAGGAGGCUGACCUCACCGCGCACCAGUGUGCCCACAGGGCCGAGGCCGCCCUCACGUGA